AUAUAUAUCUUCAUCCACAUUUACACUAUCAUAUAUCAAGCAUGGAAACAAGCUGGAUAUACAUCAUCUUGCUUCUUAUCAUUGCUAUCAAAUAUUUCACCAAACAAAAAGGAAAAAUCCCACCUAGCCCUAACCUCACACUCCCUCUUGUAGGGCACCUCCACCUCCUCAAGUUCCCUCUCCACCGCACCUAUCACAACCUCUCUUUAAAGCUCGGCCCCAUCUUCUCCCUCCGCUUCGGCAACCGGCUCAUGGUGGUGGUCUCCUCCCCGGCCACUGUUGAGGAGUGUUUCACGAAAAAUGACAUCGUUCUCGCCAACCGGCCCCAGUUCAUCUCGGGCAAGUACAUUGGCUACAACUUCAGCUCCGUCGUCCUCGCCCCCUACGGCGACUAUUGGCGCAACCUCCGCCGCCUCACCACGGUCGAGAUCUUCUCCACCGCCCGCCUCAACGUGUUCCAGUCCAUCCGAGCCGAUGAGGUCCGCCUCAUGCUCCAGAGCCUUGCGCGCCGAGGCUCCUGCGUCGUUGAGAUCAGACAGCUGCUGUCGGUGCUGACGUUCAACAACAUCAUGAGGAUGGUGGCGGGGAAGCGGUAUUUCGGGGUGGAGGGGGCGGAGGAUGACGAGGAGGCGAGGGAGUUCCGGGAGCUUCUGAAGGAGGUUUUCAAGUACGGAGGGGUUGCGAACCCGGGGGAUUUCUUGCCGCUGUUGAGAUGGAUUGAUUACAUGGAUUUUGAGAAGAAUUUGAGUAGGAUUAUGACAAAGCUGGAUGCAUUUCUGCAGAGAUUGAUUGAGGAGCAUAGAAGCAAGAAUGGCGGAAACACCAUGAUUGACCACAUGCUUUCUUUGCAGGAGUCGGAGCCUCAAAACUAUACUCAUGGAGUCAUCAAGUCAAUCAUACUGGUGAUGCUUCUUGCUGGGACGGACACAUCAUCAGUAACGAUAGAGUGGGCAAUGUCUGCUCUCCUAAACAACCCCGACAAAACAGAGAAGGCGAGAGAAGAGAUCGAUAGAGUAAUCGGAAGCGACCGUCUCCUCACCGAGUCAGACUUGCCGAAGCUCCCGUACCUCCAAAACAUCAUCAAUGAGACGUUCCGUUUGUACCCAGCCGCGCCGCUGCUAGUGCCACACGAGGCCGCAGCUGACUGCAAGAUCGCCGGCUACGACAUCCCGCGUGGCACGAUCCUGCAGGUGAACGCAUGGGCUAUUCACAGGGACCCGCGCGUCUGGGACGACCCCAAGAGCUUCAAACCCGAGCGGUUUGAGGCUGCGGAUCCGAGGGCCCCGCAGCUGCUCCCGUUCGGGAUGGGGCGGCGGUCGUGCCCCGGGAAUGUGUUGGCCCAGCGGAUCGUGGGGCUGACGCUGGGAUGCCUUGUGCAGUGCUUUUAUUGGGAGAGAGUUGAUGAGGGAUUGGUUGAUAUGAGGGAAGGGAAAGUAGGGGUGUCGAUAUCAAAACAAGUGCCUUUGGAAGCUAAGUGUAGAGCACGCCCAUUGCUUGGACGCGUUCUUGCGCUAUAGGAGUGAUCAUUUUGUCCCUUUGUCUAUGUGCUCUUUGGUGGUUAACAAAUAAAUGGAUGACAGAGUUGAAUAUUUGUUGCUA
This is a messenger RNA of Salvia hispanica, 1599 nucleotides long. Its product is annotated as cytochrome P450 81Q32-like. Gene Ontology annotation, molecular function: oxidoreductase activity, acting on paired donors, with incorporation or reduction of molecular oxygen; monooxygenase activity; iron ion binding. The record is from RefSeq and is a predicted model, not a curated record. NCBI's taxonomy places the organism in Eukaryota, Viridiplantae, Streptophyta, Magnoliopsida, Lamiales, Lamiaceae.